Molecule: messenger RNA, 1245 nt
Organism: Dimorphilus gyrociliatus
Lineage: Eukaryota; Metazoa; Annelida; Polychaeta; Dinophilidae
Source: the annotation of a GenBank genome assembly
GAAAACUGUUCUGUUGUGCCUAUGUGAUGGAAUAAUACCUUAUUAUCGAUGGAUGAACAAAUUGAUAAUUCAUUGAAAGAAGCUGCGAGAGAACACGAAAAUAAAAGUUCAGAAAACCCUAUUUUAGAAGCAAAAAAAUUAUUACACAAAAACUUAAAAAGUUCCCCACUUUGUUCUAUUCUGUUUGGAGCUUCUAUACCAAGUUCACUACGAGAAGAAAUUGAUUCGGCAAUAUCUACGAUUCUAGCGAGGGAAACAAUAAAUAUAUCUGGAAACGAAUCUCAAAAAGUUUAUGUCACUAAUCAUUAUGGCUUUUAUAAUACGCAAUCUUCGGCUGGAAAGGAUGAUAUAGAAGAACUUAAUGAUUCAUUGAACUGUGUGGAAGAUGGGCGUUCUAAUGGUAAUUUUCUAUCACCUCUCGGAGAUGGAAGAGUCGCAGAGGAGACUACAAGAAGAAGAAAAAGUUUGCAAUUACGUCAAAGGAGUUCGUCCUCUAAGACUCGCUUCUACGAAUCAGGAGAAAAACAUAGACCAAAGCCUGGAGUGGUAAGCGAAGAGUUACGAUGUGCAUUAGGGCUUCGAUCUGAUGAGCUACCUAUGUGGAUUUAUCGCAUGCGUAUAUUUGGUUAUCCCCCAGGUUAUGUGGAGGAAGCAAAGCAUAUUUCUAACGAAUUAAUUAUGCAUAAUGAACCUGAUACACCCACAAUUCGACCAACAAUUUCAUACGAUCAUGACGAAUUUAUUAAUUACCCUGGUUUUAAUACGCCGCCGCCAAGCAGAACAAGAGAUGAGUUCAGACGCUAUGACUCUCCCCAAUACAAUAAUAGGUUUUCAUUAAAGAAUACAUUCCCUCAGGAAUUAUUUCCUCAAGCCAAGAAGCAAGUUAAACCGAAAAGAGCUCGAAAAACAUCUUUAGAAGACUUAGAAGCAAGGAGAGAGGAGUUGGAAAGGGAAUUAAAUGAAUAUAAAUCUGACGAAGAUAUUGAAGCUGGCCAAGCUGUUGAAGAAAUGGAAACUAUUGAACCUCAAAAGGCAUUAAAUGUAGAGUCGAAGACAUACUAUAUUCCAGCUCUCAAUGAAAAUAAGCCUAGUGUCUCAUCAUUCGCAAAAAAUAUUACUCCAUACGAGCAUACUUUAGAAUUGGAAGAACCUCCCAAAGAAAGAAAUAUAAUGAGCGUGAUCUCAGAGAUCAAUAAAAACUAUCAGGAAAGGUAUUUUAAUGAAGUGGAUAAUGAUUCAAGUUGA